Aspergillus lentulus is the source of this 1452-nucleotide messenger RNA. Lineage: Eukaryota; Fungi; Ascomycota; Eurotiomycetes; Eurotiales; Aspergillaceae. The record is from RefSeq and is a predicted model, not a curated record.
AUGGCAUUGGUCAAGCUUUCGCUCCUCAUCUCCUAUCUGCGCUUUUUCACACAGCCUCUGUUCAGAGGGCUGACAUGGGCCAUGGUCGCGUUGAUUGUAUCAUGGGCCCUUGCAUACAUGAUCGCCCUUUUCCUUGCAUGCAAACCGCUCAAGGACUACUGGGAAUCUAUCCAAUUCAAUCCACCGAAUUGUAUAAAUCAGAGCGCGUCGACGUUCUCCUUUUCCAUAACGAAUCUUGCUACCGAUCUCAUGGUCUUGAUUCUUCCCAUGCGAGUCCUGUGGAUGCUCAAGCUCCCAAUACGCGAGCGGUUGGUCCUGAUUACGGUGAUGGACAUAGGAAUACUGGGACGGCUACGACAUCUGGCUGUGGAUCUUGGUCGAAGUCAACCUCGCGGUGAUGUGUGCUUCUAUCCCCACCCUUCGUCCUCUACUAAAGAAAUACGGUUCUCGAAACUCCAAAUCCAGAAAGUCCCGAGCAUCAAAUGCUAUGCAACUGACUUCUCCCUCCUCUCCACCAAAAAUAUACAUACACACUACCGUCAAGCAAACGGUCUGGCAAUCAGACUCCACAGAAGCUUUCGCACUGGUGUAGCUACCGUCGACCGUGUAUCAAAGGUUAGCGAGGUGGACGUGGCUGUUGUGUCCGUCUUCACGGGCGGAGCCUUCUUCAGUGCUGUUGUGGCAGGCAUCGCUGCUAAUCGCCUCGGUCGCCACUGGACCAUCAUCUUGGGUUCUUUGAUCUUCUGUCUUGGCGGCGCCUUGCAUACAUCUGCCAAGAACCUCAGAUGUCUUUACAGCGGCCAGUUGAUUGCAGGUCUCGGUGUGGGCGUUCUCGUGAUGACCAUCCCAUUGUAUCAAGCCGAGAUUGCGCAUCCUGCUAUUCGCGGACGUCUGACAGGGCUGCAACCGCUCUUCAUUGGGUUAGGGGCUACGACUGCGGAGUCGCCCCGUUGGCUCAUGGAUCACGACCGACAGCAGGAGGCGCUCCAAACGCUUGCGAGACUUCACUCUAACAAUGAUCUUAACAACACAUGGGUUCUCGCAGAAUAUGAGCAGAUCAGGCGCACAAUCCAACAUGAGAAAGAAAAUGGCGCUUCGAGUCCAUACGAGCUCUUCAAGGACCCGGCAUCUUUUCGGCGAUUAGUUCUUGUCACGGCCAUACAGGCGUCCGUCCAGAUGACAGGAGUCUCUGCAAUACGAUACUUUUCCCCGAGCAUCUACAAACAGGUCGGAGUUGGGACAGCGCAGGCACUGCUGUACCAAGGCAUUUCAUACAUCUGGUGCAUUGCUGGUCACAGCCCGUAUACGCGCAACGUUUCUUUUGCAUGCGUGUCCCUGUUGCAUGCCAUCAGAAUCAUCGUCUCUAGUAGAAGACGCUUGGCCGAAGGCAGCGGUAGGCCGAUCAAGAUCGGCGUUGUGCUACUAUUAGACACUGGCCUGGCACAUCGGUGA